ACCAUUCAUCUAGAGGGGAAGGGAGAGAGACAUAUGUGGGGAGUAAGGGGAGAGUGCGGGAUGUUUGUAACGGGACAAUCGGGUUAGGCUGCUGGAAUCAGAUUGACAAAAGGUUUCAAGUAAAUCUGCUUCAGAUGUACUUUUCCUGUUUCUUCCUACUUUGUGCGUUUCGUUUCACUUUUGAUGCCAACCAUGUGUAGAAGCUUAAUUUCAGCUGCGAGGAGAGAGAAGGAGCUUUGAAGACUUUUCAGAAUCCACCAAAGGUCUCAAAGUGACUUUUAUUCUGCAUGGAGAACAUAAGAAAAGCUCUUUAACUUGUUGGAAACCUGCUUUGAGAUCUGAAAUCCGGCGCGUCUGGAAGGGAUAACGCGCCGCAACUCGGCAGUUUUUUUUUUUUUUUUUUUUGUGGACUGAUAACAAGAAGUGGACAACGUGAGAAUCUACAGACAAAUAUACAGAAAAGCAUCUACUUCUUGUGACGAAAACAAGAACAGAAAACAAGAACAGGGCAGGAGGUUUAUAGGGGAGAUCGGGGAAGUUGAGCAUCUGUGGACGCACUGUGGCGCACAAAUGGUGUUUCUGUGGGACGCCAAAUACGACCCAGCUCCUGGCCGUCGUUACACCCCCCCUUCCACCACCCUCACGGGGGGGAAGAUGACAGAGGCCCUACCCCUGGGUGCCCAGGAGGCCGGAGGCGGGGCCGCUCUGGUGGGCAAACUGCGCAUGGCAGACCGCGGCAUGGUGGAGGUGAUCUCAGAUCAUCCAGGAGAGCUGGUGAAGACAGACAGUCCUAACUUCCUCUGCUCUGUGCUGCCUACUCACUGGAGAUGUAACAAGACUCUGCCCAUUGCUUUUAAGGUGGUUGCCCUGGGCGACAUCCCUGACGGCACUUUGGUAACGGUGAUGGCGGGAAACGAUGAGAACUACUCAGCGGAGCUUCGCAAUGCCACGGCUGCCAUCAAGAACCAAGUGGCCAGAUUCAACGACCUGCGCUUCGUCGGCCGCAGUGGAAGAGGGAAGAGUUUCACUCUGACCAUCACAGUGUUCACCAACCCUCCUCAAGUUGCCACAUACCAAAGAGCCAUUAAAAUUACAGUGGAUGGUCCUAGAGAGCCACGACGUCAUCGUCAGAAGAUGGACGAGGUCAAACCUGGCACUCUGGCUUUUUCUGAGAGGUUAACAGAGCUGGAACAGCUGAGACGGAGCUCGAUGAGGGUGACGCCCCCUCACCAUCAUCACCAUCAACCUUCAGCAAACACCCGCCAAUCUGCAGCCCUCAACUCUGCGACAUUCUCCAGUCCUGCGCACACUCAGAUAACUGCUGAUUCCAGACAAUUGCAGUCCUCUCCAUCUUGGUCCUAUGACCAAUCAUAUCCCUACCUUGGCCAAAUAACCACAACCACUGUCCACACAGCCAAUCCCCUUUCGCCUGGGCGCUCUUCACUCAGUGACUUGUCCUCACGACUCACAGGUCCUGACCUCACAGCCUUUGGCGACCCCAGGAUGACCUUAGAACGAUCUUUCACUUCCCUCCCUGACCCCCGGGUCCACUACCCUCCAACAGCAGCUGCCUUCACCUACACCCCUUCCCACAACCCUGUCUCCAACAGCGCCCUUGGCCUUGCCAUGGCCACCCCAGCGGGGAGGUACCACACCUACCUGCCUCCUCCCUACCCAGCGAACACCCCCCACCAGGCUCAGAACGGGCCUUUCCAGUCCACCUCUUCACCGUAUCACCUGUACUACUCCACCUCUGCCGGAUCAUACCAGUUCUCCAUGAUGGCCGGAGGAGGAGGUGGCAGUGACUCGCGCUCCCCUCCAAGGAUCCUGCCACCAUGCACCAAUGCCUCAACAGGCUCCUCCCUCCUGCACCCCACUUUGCCCAGUCAGAAUGAAGGAGUGGGUGUUGAAGUUGAGUCCAGCCACAGUAGCUCCCCGACAAACAUGGCAGCUGCUGAAGCUGUUUGGAGACCGUACUGAACCAGCCAAGGUUUUAGAAGACACUCUGAAUGACACGCAAAGGAUAUGACCUCCUGGUCAUAUGAUUGGCUGCACAGAACAUCAUCAAAGUCAUAAAUACACACCAAUCCAAAAUAUGAUAAAGUUACUUGAGGAGCCAUAAGUCAAUGUAAUAUCAAAAAUAUAUUUUUUUGAUAGUUUUUGGACAACAAUGGAGCUCUAGGGCUCAGAGGAGUAGGCCUUAUCAGGCUUUGGAAACACACAGGGGGAUGCAUUCAUUGUUGUUUUUGUCUGCACAUGGGAUUUGUUGACUGUAAGAAAAAUAUUGAAUAUCAACAGACUUAUCCUUUCAGGGACCAUCCAUGAGAUAGCCAAAUUCUGUACUCUUAUGUACUAUAUUCCUUAGUUGAAGAAAAUUUGAAAUUUUCUGCCAAGAUUUAUUCUUUUUCAUGUUUUCAGUGUUUCAGGUACAGAUCAACUGCUGGUUAAUUAGUUAGUGUUGUUGGUAAAAGCAUGUGAUUACACAGAGAACUCCCUGAUAAAACCAACCAAAAAGCCACACAUUUUAUCUGAGAUCAUACAGAUAUUUUGAAAGGAACAACAAAAUGGAUGCUACAACAAAAUCCUGACUUCUUUGACUCCGAAAAACCUAACAGAAUUCAAAGGAUCGUUUGGUACCAUCUAGUCAUAGUGCCCCACAGUAACCACCUAUAUUGAUUUUCACCUACUGAUAACUUAAAAGUGUUUUUUCAUUUUCAAGAAUUUUGUUUACUUUUUAUUUUAAUUAUACUUACACUGAAACAUUGGAUUUUUGGUUUCUAAUUUUUGGAAAAACUCCACAGAGUACUGUAUGUCAACACAUGACGGAUGAGUGCGACCACCCAAAUGGUUACUGACAAACAAUGGUCAAUGAAAAACAAGCCAAACGACUGACAGGUGCAUUGGCCAACGGACAGCAGUGAGUGGACUGACUCAUUUGGUUAUAUAAAUCUAACAUCCCAGUCUCACUGCAGGAUAUAGAAACAGACACAGGACUCCAGAGAAGAGUUUCUAUGAAAUGAAGGACCUAACCGUGGACAUAAAUGGACGGAAGCAGGGUAACAUUUUGGUUUAACACUGACAUAGUGCAUGCAGAAGCACUGGACUGAUCUCAAUUCAGCUUCCUUUGUAAAUUAACAGGACUUUUUCCUCAUAAAUGUUGUUGGUGUUGUGUAUAGAUGAUUUGCUCAUCCCAAAUAUUGCGGUGGCCUGUUUGUGUUUACCUUCACCCCAUCUUUGCCCUCCCCAUGUUAUAACCACUGCUCUCUCAUUCAUGGUUGACAUUUUUAAAAGAACUGAGCCCAUUGUCUUUAGAAGAAAAUAAGGUAACAUGAUCACUUCACGCACUAAGGUCAAUUUUAUGGCCCCUGGACAAAAACAAACUAUGAACUCUAACCCAGACUUUCCUGCAGGCCACAUACUUCAUCCUCACCCAUCAAAAUAAUUAAAAAUUCUUAACUUUAUCACAAGAUUUUAAUUAUCCCCUUUUUUUGAGCAACUGUCUUCCAUUUGACAUUUUCCACAUUUACAUCAGAAAUUUGGGGUUUCCUGUUUCUUGAAGGACACUUCAACAUUUGAAAAAAAUUGAGCCAAGGAUCAAACCGGCAACUUUGCGAUUGAUGGUUGAACUGCUCUACAUUGAUUAAGGAUGUUGAUUGAUUCCAUAUUUAUUAUAGUAGGGCCUAACUAGACUGAGGUUUAAUCCAAUUUUGACCAGAUUUGUCAUAUUUAAAAGGUCUAAAUUAUGUCUCAGAUGUUUUUGGCGUGAAAAUGCUAAAAUUUAAAGACUGUGCUCCAUCAACAGCUUUACUCCAAGAUGAUUUAUUCUGGCUUCCAAACCCCUCCCUGUUGAUGUUGACUCAUUUCCUCACUGCACUGAGAAAUCAUUACAUUAUGAAGUUUUGUUAAAUGUGUUAAUUUAUUCCUAGAAUACAAUUUUUGGCUGCAUUUCAUGUCUGUUUCUGGCUGUGUGUGUGUGUGUGUUACAUUUACACAUGAUCCACUGUUUAUAUGUAAUGUAUAUAGCCAUGGCUGUAAAUGACACCUGCAUUUGAUCAUGUUUUUAUCAUCUCUUCCUCUCUUCC
Molecule: messenger RNA, 4082 nt
Organism: Xiphias gladius (swordfish)
Lineage: Eukaryota; Metazoa; Chordata; Actinopteri; Istiophoriformes; Xiphiidae
Gene: runx1
Product: RUNX family transcription factor 1
Exons: 8
Coding region: 571-1980 (469 amino acids)
Biological process (GO): neuron differentiation; hemopoiesis; regulation of cell differentiation
Cellular component (GO): nucleus
Molecular function (GO): RNA polymerase II cis-regulatory region sequence-specific DNA binding; ATP binding; DNA-binding transcription factor activity, RNA polymerase II-specific
Source: RefSeq, a predicted model, not a curated record